This is a messenger RNA of Rhizoctonia solani, 1419 nucleotides long. Its product is annotated as alphaherpesvirus glycoprotein E domain protein. The record is from RefSeq and is a predicted model, not a curated record. Lineage: Eukaryota; Fungi; Basidiomycota; Agaricomycetes; Cantharellales; Ceratobasidiaceae. Bases 1 to 1419 code for a protein of 472 amino acids. The transcript has 5 exons.
AUGACGUCGGCGCGUUCUACCGGUCUGCUCAGGUUCGCAACACUGGGGGUGCUCGCCAGCAUAUACACCGGCACCUCUGCAUUUUCGUUCAGCUAUUCAUCGCCUGUACAAUGCGAUGACCUUACUGUGUCUUGGACGGGUGGUACUGCUCCCUUUUCGCUCCUGAUAACGCCGUUCUAUAGUACACCACAGAACAUAUCGAUACCAGCCAGCGCAUUCAACGGUACCCAUGGAUCCUACACGACAACACUCCGAGUGACGGGCAAAUCCAACGCGGGCCGCUUCUUACUCACGAUGUCAGAUGCAACUGGAGUUGGUAGUGGUGGUACAUCUGGUAUUCUUACCGCGGGAACAGGAACUACUUCCUGUAACACCACAGACCCCGGUACCGAUUUUGUCUACAGCCUCGACCGCUCAUUGCAACAAUGUCGCCCGUAUAUAUGGAGUCACUAUGAGUCUGCUUCCCAGCCUAUUACUAUUACCGGGCUCAUUCCUUUGGGAAAGACGUUUGUUCUUAACGCCCCGCUCGGUGAUUCAUUUACCUGGACUACUAAUGUCGCUUCAGGAACCAAUGUUGUGUUCAUUGUGGUCGAUGCUCAAGGGCGGCAGGGUGGUUCUACUGACUUGUACACAGUCGGGUCGUCUGAUGAUAAUACUUGCAUUACCAGCGACUCCCCUGGGUCUACGGCCCAGGCUGGUACAUCCAUAUCUACACCCACAGCAUCGCCCUUACCCUCUUCAACCUCUGCACCUGCUGGCCAAAAUAACAGUGCCGCUAUAAUUGGCUCCAGCAUUGCGGGAGGUGCGGUCUUCCUGGUUGCGAUUGCCUCCCUCGUUUGGUUCUUCCUCCUCAAAAAUCAAAAACGUCGCCCCGACGAAGAGGACGACUCGAUGCGUGGCAUUAAUGCAAGCAAACGACGUGGCCGAUCCGUAGACUUACUCCCUGACGACCAUUCUGUGCGCAGUGCAGUGGGAGCCGCAGUUAGAUACCCCUUACCAUCCCCUCAGACUGGAGACCCACUCGAUUCAGAGCGCGGCAGGAGUGUGUAUGAUCCGGACCCUUACGUCCUGCCCCCACCUCCAGACGCUUAUGGCUACUUCCCAAGAGUCUCGAGCAUCCAUGAGGAGGAAUUGAGCCAACCUAGACAUACACGCGUCAUGUCUAACGGCACAUCCAUGACUGGCAUGUCGAAGGCUCAAAUGGCUGCGGCUGCUUCAGCCUCUGGCUCCACACGAUUGCAGGGUCCCCAGCGGUUCAUUCUACACACCGACGCUGGGGAGGUAGACGAUGACGAAGUCGUAGAAUUACCUCCUAUGUACACCCAAGUACAACCUAGAAGGACACCUGCACCUACACCAACAACGACGGAUACAUCACGUUCCGGACCAAGCAUCGUAGAUGACCCGUUGAGAUCUUGA